Messenger RNA from Tetrahymena thermophila SB210, 945 nucleotides. RefSeq names its product transmembrane protein, putative. The record is from RefSeq and is a predicted model, not a curated record. The transcript is spliced from 2 exons. Lineage: Eukaryota; Ciliophora; Oligohymenophorea; Hymenostomatida; Tetrahymenidae.
AUGGAACUUCUUAUAAUUUAAAUAUUUGUAAAUUUUAAUCAAAAAUUUGUAAACGAAAUUAAUUUGCAGAGAAAUAAAUACAUGAACGAGCAAUUAAUAUAAGAAGACAGCCGUGCGACAACUUAGUCUUCUCUUGGAAACAGCUCAAAAAUAGUUUUAAAGAUCAAGCUAAAGCCUUAAGAAACAGUCCAAGCUAUACCGGACUCGGAAAUACAAAGGAAUACAUAAAAAAAGCUAAAAAAAAAUUAUAAAAAUAAAAAAAUCCUUGUUUUACUUUUAAUAAUUUCAAUUAUUCUCUCGACGAUCUGUUAAGGACUCUUUAUCGCUAUAAACAUUCGAUUAAUAAAUAUAUAUUUUUUUAUCUAGUAUUCAAUUGUUUCUCUCAUCUUAUGUUUGAUAGUUGUCCUUCUUGACAUCUACUCUAUUUUUAAAUUUAAAACAAUCAUAACCUCUAAGAGGAGUUUUAAAGUAUUUUACGUUUCUAAUUUCUUCAGACUUAUCUAAACAGUUCUUAUUUGCUUGAUUCUCUUUGCAAUAAAUAAAUAUAGUAUCUGUGGUUAUUUUAUUUGGGAUUCUAAUGAAUGCUUUAUCAAAACAAAUAUUUAUAAAUUGUAUGAUUCGAACUUUAGCAAUGGAUGCAGUCUAUUUGAUAGUGACAAAUUCAUCUAAGCUAUUUGGUUGUCUAAAAAUACUUGCUUUUAAAAUUCAAAUACAUCAUAACAGGAAUUCUUGUAUGAAAUAGAAUUACAAGAAAAUAAAGCAUAUUAUUUCAUUUUGAUAUUUUUAAUAGUGUUUAAUAUUGUUAUUAAAACCAUUUAUGAUAUCUAUGCAAUAAUGAAAUCAAUUAAAAUAAAUAGAAAAUUAAAGAAAUACACUUAAUAAUUGAUUCAUCUUAGCUCAAAGAGUGCUAAUAAGUAAGUAACUGAAUAAAUAAAUGCUGCUUGA